UAUCAUCCGCAUCUCAAUUUGCUGCAAUGUUUUCCCUGGAAGCCAGUGAUAAGCAUGAAUUGUUGAUUAAAAGGCAGCAUUACAAUCCCGAUUUAUUUACAAACUAUUCGGAUAAUUUGUUGACUUUCACCCCCAUAUUUCGUGAAGAGGAGGUUUUGGUUGAAUGUCAACAAGUAUUGCUGGGGAAAUUGGAGGCAACUAAAUAUUUAGUAUGUGUCAACUCAUAAGCACAACGAUGUUCCACGUGUUAAUUCAAGCGCCAGCAGGAUCGAUAGAGUGUGGCGAUAAUGCCUAUUGUCAGUUGGUAAAACAUAUUAAUCAGCCUUUUUUCCGACUCCUCCCAACAGUUGCUGAAAAACUCCACUGUCAAGACUUCGGAUAUGAUGGUGAAAUAGGACCCAGUCACUGGGGCGAGCAGUACAACACGUGCUUCGGGAAACACCAGAGCCCCAUCAAUAUUGAUUCCUUGGACGUGCUGCCGGUCAAUUUGCCACCACUCGAGUUUAUUGGCUUCGAUCAGCAACCGGCGCGAACCAACCUCACAAACAAUGGUCACACGGUGAUGCUGGAAGUGGACACUGAUCCUCAGAUCGCGAUUUCGGGCGGUCCCUUGUCAGGCGAUUACGUCUUCUCGCAGCUGCACUUUCACUGGGGCGACAACGACACGAUGGGCAGUGAGGACAUGAUUGACAGCCACAGCUUCGCCAUGGAGCUUCAUCUUGUCUUCUACAAGUUGACAUAUCGCAAUUCCCGAGCAGCUUUGGAACACGAGGACGGCCUGGCCGUGCUGGCGUUCUUCUUCGAAGUUACUGCCGACGACAAUCCCGCCUAUGAUGACUUCACAAAACUCCUGGAUCUGAUCCAAAAGCCACAAACGGGCGUGCCUUUCGACACGCUGACAAAUGUGCGACAACUCAUAGGGCACGAUGUUACGAACUAUUUCACGUACAACGGUUCACUCACGACGCCGCCGUGCAGCGAAGUUGUCGUUUGGAUUGACUUUAAGGAACCAAUCACUCUCUCUCACAAUCAAAUAGAGAAAUUUCGCGCUCUUGAGGACGCGCAUGGACACAAAAUGACCCACAACUUCCGCCCCACGCAACCGCUGGGCGAUCGCGUGGUACUCUUCAAUACCGAAGAGGUAAUUGAGAACAAUCUGAACAGGAAGUGGCCGCCGUACGACGUCAUCGACGAGGAAGAGCACAUAGCCAAGCCGACAGAGUAUGAACCAGAGCAAGAUAUUCCCGAUGAGGAAUUCACGGAACCCAGCAACACGCUUGUGGAACAUGUAGAAUCGCCACAUGAGAAGAAGAAAGGCUUCAAGCGAAUAUUCAAAAAGAGCGCAGCAUGGAAACAGUACAAUAGCAAUUCGUGCCUAGCAAUUGCCAUAUUCCUUCUCCACCUUGUCGUCUCAUCAUCGGCGCGUGUGUAAAUUUAGAGAGUGUGAAAAGUGUCGUAAAAUCGUAAGUUCUUUUUUACUCCAUAUAGAAUUGUUACUUAAAUAAAUCUAAGGAGAAAUCGUGGUCUAUUUUUGGCAUCAAUCUAUGACUUGACCUUAGAAUGAACUAUUUAUUGAUUUAUUGCAAAUACAUAAGUCUAAUCGUGUACAGCGAAGUCAUAUAUGGAGAAAAAGUGGGAAUUAUUGUUCUAAAAUAAUUGUCAAUUGAAUUAUUCUAUCACGAAAUCAAAUCCAUGCAAUAUAGAUCACCUUAUUGCAGUCUUCUUCGUAUGUUAAUUAUUGUGCUUCAUGAGAAUUCACAGGUGAAAAGUGCAAAAAAUCAAUGUUUCUUCAUUGUGUGAGACUGAAUAAAUAUCAUUUGUCCUCUUACCUCUUCG
Molecule: messenger RNA, 1836 nt
Organism: Phlebotomus argentipes
Lineage: Eukaryota; Metazoa; Arthropoda; Insecta; Diptera; Psychodidae
Gene: CAH2
Product: carbonic anhydrase 7
Exons: 4
Coding region: 212-1432 (406 amino acids)
Cellular component (GO): cytoplasm
Molecular function (GO): zinc ion binding; carbonate dehydratase activity
Source: RefSeq, a predicted model, not a curated record